This is a messenger RNA of Chinchilla lanigera (long-tailed chinchilla), 7076 nucleotides long. RefSeq names its product collagen, type IV, alpha 1 (gene Col4a1). Gene Ontology annotation, cellular component: collagen trimer. The record is from RefSeq and is a predicted model, not a curated record. Gene Ontology annotation, molecular function: extracellular matrix structural constituent. The transcript is spliced from 58 exons. NCBI's taxonomy places the organism in Eukaryota, Metazoa, Chordata, Mammalia, Rodentia, Chinchillidae. Bases 1 to 5826 code for a protein of 1941 amino acids.
AUGCUGAGCAGCAUGGGAGCCGGACCUGCCCGGGACAGCAAUCUCUUCUCCAAGUCCUGUGUUCUACGCCCACGUUUCGUCAAAGCCAGGACCAACAGUCGCUGCAAGUGCGAACGUGCCGACGCUGCUCCGGAAGUGGAGCGUCAGCAGAGUACUGCCCCACCCGAGGGGGCUUUGCGAACCACCUCGCUCGCGACCAAGAAGCUGGGACCCUGUGGGCUGCGGUCGCGCGACCGCCACCGAGCCUCCUUUGUUAUGGUCCGGCGCGGAGAGUUAGGGAAGCCCUCCCGGCCCGGGGAGAGGGAGAAGCCGUGCGCUGCGCGGCGGCGGGGCGAGGGUGCUCGGGAGCCGGCGGCGGGAUUCGAACCCGCGUCGCCACCGCGGUGCUCCCGGCUGGGCGCCUUCACCUGCCCCGGGCGCCCGAACUGCAGUUUUCAUUUCCUCCGAUUCUGUGCUUGCCCAGAGAGGCUCGCGGUGUCGCAGCAGCGGCUGCCUUCCCCUCCCGAGCCGCUGCAGCUCCGAGCCUUCCCUCCCUCAGAGAAUAAGGGCCCCUGCUGUGAGCCUGGCCGCCGCAGCUCCGAUCGGAAGGCUCCUGGGUUGCUUGCAGCUCUAGGGUUGCACCUUCUCAGGCAGCCUCCUGGGGGUCAGAGGAGCCGCGCUGCCCUUGGGAAGCACAGCCGCCUGCCUCAUGGGCUCCUGCUCUUGGAGGCCGCCCCCGGCUGGGAGUCCCUGCUUCGCAUCACUGAGCACACCUCCACCGUUCGGGCGCCCUCACCGCGGGACCUGCAGGAGUGGGCAGAGGCAGUUGCUGGUCCCCUUCCCCCAGACGCCCUGCAAUCUGCAUUUUGCAAGGAUGCUGGUGCUGCUGGUCCAGAGCCCAGGGCUGCCGCGGCCCAGGGUGGGUGCGACGGCUCUGGUGGUUGUGGAAAAUGUGACUGCCACGGAGUGAAAGGACAAAAGGGAGAGAGAGGCCUCCCAGGCCUGCAAGGUGUCAUUGGGUUUCCUGGAAUGCAAGGGCCCGAGGGGCCGCAUGGACCCCCAGGACUGAAGGGGGACACUGGGGAACCAGGGCUUCCCGGCACAAAAGGGACACGAGGACCCCCAGGAGCAUCUGGUUACCCUGGGAACCCAGGACUUCCGGGUAUCCCCGGCCAGGAUGGUCCACCAGGGCCCCCGGGAAUCCCAGGAUGCAAUGGCACAAAGGGUGAGAGAGGACCUGUCGGGCCACCCGGCUUGCCUGGGUUCACUGGAAAUCCUGGACCACCAGGGCUCCCAGGAAUGAAGGGGGACCCGGGGGAGAUACUUGGCCAUGUGCCUGGGAUGCUGCUGAAAGGCGAACGUGGAUUCCAGGGACCCCCGGGGAUGCCCGGCGCUCCAGGACUGCCAGGGCUCCAGGGACCCGUGGGCCCCCCGGGAUUUACCGGACCACCAGGUCCCCCGGGCCCUCCUGGCCCUCCAGGCGAAAAGGGGCAGAUGGGUUCGAGUUUUCAAGGGCCGAAAGGUGACAAGGGUGAGCAGGGCGUCAGCGGGCCUCCGGGGAUACCUGGCCAGGCGCAGGUGAAGGAGAAAGGCGGCUUCGCUCCGACGGGAGAAAAGGGUCAGAAGGGGGAGCCUGGAUUUCAGGGAAUGCCAGGCGUCGGGGAGAAGGGCGAACCCGGAAAGCCAGGGCCUCGAGGGAAGCCAGGAAAAGACGGCGAGAAGGGGGAGAGGGGGAGUCCGGGCUUCCCCGGCGACUCGGGGUACCCAGGGCUCCCAGGCCAGCCCGGUAUCAAGGGAGACAAAGGCGAAGCUGGUCCUCCUGGCGCACCCGGGAUUGUCAUAGGCACUGGGCCUCUGGGGGAGAAAGGAGACCGCGGCUACCCAGGCCCCCCCGGGCCCAGAGGGGAGCCAGGCCCCAAAGGUUACCCCGGAAUUCAAGGCCAGCCGGGUCCCCCAGGCCUUCCCAUCCCGGGGCUGACUGGCCCUCCCGGCUUCCCCGGGGACAGAGGAGAAAAAGGCGACCGAGGAUUCCCAGGCGUGUCUCUGCCCGGACCCAGUGGAAAGGACGGGCUCCCGGGUCCUCCCGGCCUCCCCGGGCCUCCUGGGCAGCCAGGCCACACAAAUGGCAUUGUGGAGUGUCAGCCGGGACCGCCAGGCGACCAGGGGCCCCCUGGAGCCCCAGGACAGCAGGGAUUGACUGGUGAAAUUGGAGAGAAAGGCCAGAAAGGAGACAGCUGCCUCAUCUGCGAAACGGAAGGACUCCGAGGGCCCCCCGGGCCACAGGGGCCCCCAGGAGAGAUCGGUUUCCCGGGACAGCCAGGGGCCAAAGGAGACAGAGGCCUGCCAGGCAGGGAUGGCGUGGAAGGGGUGCCUGGUCCCAAAGGUGCACCUGGGCUGAUAGGCCAGCCGGGAGCCAAGGGAGAGCCUGGAGAGAUCAUCUUCGAUGCUCGGCUGAAAGGUGACAAAGGCGACCCCGGUUUCCCAGGACAGCCCGGCAUCCCUGGCAGGGCAGGGUCCCCCGGAAGAGAUGGCCACCCAGGACUUCCUGGCCCCAAAGGCUCCCCGGGCUCAGUCGGACUAAAGGGAGAACGUGGUCCCCCCGGAGGAGUUGGCUUCCCUGGCAAUCGUGGUGACAUCGGCCCCCCUGGACCUCCGGGACUAGGUCCAGUUGGCCCCAUUGGUGACAAAGGACAAGUAGGCUUUCCUGGAAAUCCCGGGCCCCCAGGCCUGCCAGGUCCAAAAGGCGAAGCAGGAAGGUCCUUUCCCUUACCCGGUCCUCCUGGCGCAGAUGGGCUCCCAGGGUCCCCCGGAUUCCCAGGACCCCAAGGUGACCGAGGCUUCCCUGGGAGCCCUGGGCGGCCCGGCCUCCCUGGAGAGAAGGGCGCUGUGGGCCAGCCAGGGAUUGGAUUUCCUGGGCCUCCAGGCCCCAAAGGUGUGGACGGCUUACCUGGAGACGCGGGACCUCCCGGAAGUCCAGGCCGCCCAGGAUUUAACGGCUUACCUGGCAGCCCAGGCUUACCUGGCCAGAAGGGAGAGCCUGGCAUUGGUCUUCCCGGGCUCAAAGGACUGCCUGGUGUUCCUGGCAUUCCUGGCACCCCUGGAGAGAAGGGCAGCAUCGGGGGACCUGGCAUCCCCGGGGAGCAUGGAGCAAUUGGUCCCCCUGGGCUUCAGGGCAGCAGAGGCGACCCUGGACCUCCUGGCGCACAGGGCCCUGCAGGCCCACCUGGGGCUCCGGGACUCGGUCCCCCUGGAGCCAUGGGCCCCCCCGGAGGACCCGGACUACCGGGGUCAUCAGGUCCUCCUGGAGUGAAAGGAGAGAAAGGAUUCCCUGGGUUCCCAGGACUGGACAUGCCCGGCCCUAAAGGCGACAAAGGGGCCCAAGGACUUCCUGGCCUAACGGGACAGUCGGGGCUGCCUGGCCUUCCUGGGCAGCAGGGCACGCCUGGACUUCCGGGGUUCCCAGGUGCCAAGGGAGAAAUGGGCGUCAUGGGCACCCCCGGGCAGCCAGGCUCUCCAGGACCAGUGGGCACCCCAGGAUUUCCUGGUGAAAAAGGGGACCACGGCUUCCCGGGCACUUCUGGACCCAGGGGAGACCCUGGCUUCAAAGGGGAGAAAGGUGACAUCGGGCUCCCCGGAAAGCCGGGCUCCAUGGAUCCGGUGAACAUGGGCAGCAUGAAGGGACAGAAGGGAGACCAAGGAGAGAAAGGACAAAUUGGACCCACUGGGGACAAGGGAUCCCGAGGUGAUCCUGGGACCCCAGGCGUGCCUGGCAAGGAUGGGCAGGCGGGGCACCCUGGACAGCCAGGACCCAAGGGUGACCCAGGUAUAAGUGGCACGCCGGGCGCUCCUGGGCUGCCUGGACCAAAAGGAUCGGUUGGUGGAAUGGGCCUGCCAGGAACUCCUGGAGAAAAGGGCGUGCCUGGUGUCCCCGGCCAGCAGGGCUUCCCUGGCUCGCCCGGAGAGAAAGGGGCAAAGGGAGAGAAGGGGCAGGCAGGUCUGCCUGGCAUCGGGAUUCCCGGGCGGCCUGGAGACAAGGGAGACCAGGGGCUAGCGGGCUUCCCCGGCAGCCCCGGAGAGAAGGGAGAGAAGGGCAGCUCUGGGAUGCCGGGUGUGCCGGGCUCUCCGGGCCCCAAGGGGUCUCCGGGCAGUGUCGGCUACCCAGGAAGCCCGGGCUUGCCUGGGGAGAAGGGUGACAAGGGUCUUCCGGGACUGGACGGCAUUCCUGGAGUCAAAGGAGAAGCAGGUCUCCCUGGGACACCCGGCCUCACGGGCCCAGCCGGCCAGAAGGGCGAGCCUGGCAGCGAUGGCAUCCCGGGGUCAGCAGGGGAGAAGGGCGAGCCAGGUCUACCCGGACGAGGCUUCCCGGGGUUCCCAGGGACCAAAGGAGACAAAGGUUCAAAGGGCGAAGUGGGUUUCCCCGGACUGGCUGGGAGUCCCGGAAUUCCUGGACUCAAAGGCGAACAAGGAUUCAUGGGUCCUCCUGGACCCCAAGGACAGCCGGGCAUACCUGGUGCUCCCGGCCGCGCCGUGGAGGGCCCCAAGGGAGACCGAGGACCGCAGGGACAGCCUGGCAUUCCAGGGCUUCCGGGACCCAUGGGGCCUGCAGGGCUCCCCGGGCUGGAUGGACGGAAAGGGGAGAAAGGGAAUCCAGGCUGGCCAGGAGCGCCCGGCGUUCCGGGGCCCAAGGGAGACCCAGGAUUCCAGGGCCUGCCGGGUAUUGGUGGCUCUCCUGGAAUCACAGGCUCUAAGGGUGAUAUGGGGCUGCCAGGAGUUCCAGGAUUCCAAGGUCAGAAAGGUCUUCCUGGUAUCCAGGGAUUGAAAGGCGAUCAGGGUGAUCAAGGUGUCCCCGGUGCUAAAGGUCUGCCAGGUCCCCCCGGCCCUCCAGGUCCUUACGACGUCAUCAAAGGCGAGCCAGGGCUUCCUGGUCCCGAGGGCCCCCCAGGUCUGAAAGGGCUCCAGGGACCUCCAGGACCCAAAGGCCAGCAAGGUGUGACCGGCUCGGCGGGUGUCCCUGGGCCUCCUGGCAACCCCGGCUAUGACGGUGCCCCUGGCCAGAAAGGAGAGACAGGUCCCUUCGGGCCACCCGGUCCCAGAGGGUUCCCGGGCCCCCCAGGGCCUGACGGGCUGCCUGGAUCCAUGGGGCCCCCUGGCACCCCGUCUGUGGACCACGGCUUCCUGGUGACCAGGCACAGCCAGACGACAGAAGACCCGCUGUGUCCGCCUGGGACCAAGAUCCUCUACCACGGCUACUCGCUGCUCUACGUACAGGGCAACGAGCGGGCCCACGGCCAGGACUUGGGCACGGCCGGCAGCUGCCUGCGCAAGUUCAGCACCAUGCCCUUCCUCUUCUGCAACAUCAACAACGUCUGCAACUUCGCGUCCCGCAACGACUACUCCUACUGGCUGUCCACGCCCGAGCCCAUGCCCAUGUCCAUGGCGCCCAUCUCCGGGGAGAACAUCCGGCCCUUCAUCAGCAGGUGCGCGGUGUGCGAGGCGCCCGCCAUGGUGAUGGCCGUGCACAGCCAGACCAUCCAGAUCCCGCAGUGCCCCAGUGGGUGGUCCUCGCUCUGGAUCGGCUACUCCUUCGUGAUGCACACCAGCGCCGGCGCCGAGGGAUCCGGCCAGGCCCUGGCGUCCCCCGGGUCCUGUCUGGAGGAGUUCAGGAGCGCGCCCUUCAUCGAGUGUCACGGCCGGGGCACCUGCAACUACUACGCCAACGCUUACAGCUUCUGGCUCGCCACCGUCGAGAGGAGCGAGAUGUUCAAGAAGCCCACACCGUCCACCUUGAAGGCCGGAGAGCUUCGUACCCACGUCAGCCGCUGCCAAGUGUGCAUGCGAAGAACAUAGCGAGGCCGCCCCAGCCGCGUCACAAAUGGUGCUACUCUUCCUCCUCCGCCGCCGCCGCUCCUCCUUUAUGUUUAACAGCAACGAACCCUAGAAGUAUAUCCUGUGUACCUCACUGUCCGUAUGAAACCGUAAAGUGCCUUAUAGGAAUGUGCGUAACUAACACGCCCGCUUCACUGGCCUGUGCUUGCUGAAGGAGAAGAAGGCAACGAUAAGCUUCCCAUAGUGGCAUCCAGAUGGCACUUGCGAUGAAUAGAAUUCCAACCCUGCUCCGACUCGAGCACUGAUGUGUGAAGCCGGAGCGCCAAGGUGCUAGGGGCGCGGUGCCACCGCCUGCCCGCCUGCCCGUGCUCAGCCUCGUAUUGUAAUAGAGGAAUUUUCUGCCCCAUACGAGUGUCUCUAGGGCAUGUCUAGUGUUCCCAAGUCCAGGGCCCCGGUCUGUGCGAAUCACAGAGAUGUAAGAGCAAAGCUCCAAACGCUCUGCCGGACUCGUGAACCAUCUGUCCCUCCCAGCCCCCGAGCACAAAUUCGUGUCUCUCCGCUCUGUGUGGUACUACGCAGCUCCUCCGGCAGAAGCCCCAACUUUCCUGUGGAAUAAAGAUGGUCCAAACGUAGUGAGAAAUUAAAUAUAUAUAUAUUUUAGUAAUUUAUAUAGAUGUCAGCAAUUAGGCAGGUCGAAUCCUAGUGUAACUCCACUGUUCAAAUAAAGCUUACCUAGUUCUCUUCUUGCAAAGACUGUGCUGUCCUUUAACACAGAUUUUCAAACACUCUGAUACCAAAUGUGAAACACCUGCUUUCCUUGUCCACUUCCAAACCAAAAUAAUGUGUGGCCCAAAGCAAGCCUGGGUUGGUGCACACGGUGUCUCUGGCCAAUGGAAUGUGCACUUUGAGCUGAUGGCUUUGACUCUAUUGAAUACUUUCAGGGUUUUAAACACUAACCACAAACUGAAAGACUUGACCUCAGAAGCACCCACGGUCAGGCCUGCCUUGCAGUAGCACCCCACUCGCGGCCGGUGUGGGGAGAGUGCUGCGGAGCCAGUGUCGGCGUUUCCGCUCAGGCACUUGCGGGCCACUUCCGGGAGCGGGGAGCCACGUGUGCCGGAGGGCAGAUUCGGACCACUAUGCUUGAAAUGACGUUUCACCUAAAGUCUCCGAAACUUUUUCAAGACUACUAAGGCCUUUCCUGUAAUUUCUUUACAUGUGUAUUUCUUAAAAAUUCAAAUUUGUAAUAAAACUAUUUGUAUAAAAAUUAA